Messenger RNA from Scophthalmus maximus (turbot), 8052 nucleotides. RefSeq names its product pleckstrin homology-like domain, family B, member 1b (gene phldb1b). Gene Ontology annotation, molecular function: protein binding. The transcript is spliced from 26 exons. Gene Ontology annotation, biological process: regulation of microtubule cytoskeleton organization. Gene Ontology annotation, cellular component: basal cortex. The record is from RefSeq and is a predicted model, not a curated record. NCBI's taxonomy places the organism in Eukaryota, Metazoa, Chordata, Actinopteri, Pleuronectiformes, Scophthalmidae. The coding region runs from base 217 to 5214 and encodes 1665 amino acids.
GUCCACCUCCUGAAUGAGAGCUUGCGGAGGAUCCAGCGCCGGCAGCUCGAGACAAAAGCCUCAGAUCAAGACAAAAAGAAACAAAUCUGUGUUGUGAGGGGGGAAGCCUGCGCAGAAGAAAUCCCACGGAGUUCACUCUGCGCGUUAAGAGUUGUCCGGCUCAAUCACCCUCAGCGCUGAUAGGAUUGAGUCGGUAGCCGGGAGCAGCUCUUCCCCAUGGAGGCGAUGCAUUUGCCGGACAACUGGAGGAAGGAUCUCCAUGUGUCGCAGGGAGCCGUGGGCAGCUCAGCGGACAUGGACCGGCUGAACAGGAACGUGCCCGAGUGCGGACGGCCAGCCCACCAGGUGUUGCAGAGCACCCCACUGGACCUGAUCGAGACCGGGAGAGGGCUGAAGUUCCAGGCGGAGCGCCCCCACCUGGUCAGCCUGGGGAGCGGACGCCUGAGCACCGCCAUCACCCUGCUGCCCCUGCCCGAGGGACGGACCACUCUGGGUCAUGGUUCCAUGGACAUCAACAUCCAGGGCCCCGGGGUGGCUGCUCAGCACUGCUACAUAGAGAACAGGUCAGGGGUCAUCACGCUGCACCCCUGCGGAAACCUCUGCGCCAUAGACGGGCUCCAGGCGACGCAGCCCGUCCGCCUGUCACAAGGUUGCAUGCUGUGUUUUGGCCAGUCAAACUUCUUCCGCUUCAACCACCCUGAAGAAGCCUUCAGGAUGAAGAGCAUGAUGCCCCAGGGAGGGAGCGUCUCCACGGGGGACUACAGAAUCUGUACAGACACAGAGAGCUUGGUCAAUGGGAAUCACCAGGCCAGGCCAGGCCAGUCGCCCUCAGCUCCUGGAGAGAGAGUCCAGUCUGAGCACAGUGCAAUCGUCAGCUCCAUUGAGAAGGACCUCCAGGACAUCAUGGACUCCCUAGUCAUGGAUGACCCCCAGCCGUCUUCCUUGGAGGCCAAAAAGCAUCCCGGAGGCCAACCAAUUCCCCACUCGCCUCUGUCGCCCAUGUUGAAUGGAGGGGGCCGGUAUCUGCUGUCCCCUCCUACCAGCCCAGGGGCCAUGUCUGUGGGGUCCAGCUAUGAGAAUACAUCCCCUCCCUUUUCCCCCCUGUCGUCACCCUCAGCGGCCAGCAGUGGGAGCUUUACCAGCCCAUCUCCUAGUGGAGGACCCCAGGACCAGAGUUCUUCUCUGCCGCCAGUGCCUGUACGCUCCUCUAGCUACAAUUUCACCUCCCAGCCUCCACCUGUGCCCCAGGCACGGACAAUUUUGCCCAACUUCAGCAGUGGUGGGGUGGGCCAGAAGGUUCAGGAAAGCCCCAGGGUGCAGAGGAAGGUCUUAACAGAGGCUCCUCAGAGCCCAAAGACAAGCCGUAGAGGACUUGGCCAAGAUGGGUCUGAGAGCCCACGACAGACCUCCUACCUGUCCUCAAGUGAAUCUCUCAAUAGUAGAAACAUUGUGCCGAGUAGCCCCAGACUCACCCCCAAAUUCCCCACCUCUUCGUCCCCGUCUCCCUCCAGUCCCAGGACCAAGACAACCACAGUGCUCCAGGAAAGGCCUGCCAGCCCCUUUAGAGAGCAGACCUCUCUAGCUGAUUGCUCCCUCACAUCUAGCCCUUCCAGGCAGCUUUCCCAACCCACCAGAACCUUCCAGCCUCCCUUGGACCCCAUUGUCCACGUCAUCCAAGGAUCACCGCUUCAGCAGCAUCCACGUUCACUGCAGCCCCCUGAAAGCCCACGCAUGGCCAGGAGGAACCUGGAGCUGAACGGUGGCAGCGGCUCGAGCAGCACAAUGAGAGAGCUGCCCCCUCUUAGCCCCUCCAUGGCUCGGAGAGGGGUCCCAGUACUCCCAGGGGCACUACCAGGGACAAUCCCUACUUUGAGGACUCCAGAUAGUCCCUCAGGUCUUGUCAAAUUUGUUCCAGAGAGUCCCAGGCUCAGACGAAAGACUGGAUCUUCAUCUGAGGAGCAGAUGUGCAGCAGGGGGAUCAGAGCCCGCAGUCCGUCACCUACCUCUAUGAUGAUGGAGGGCGGAGGUGGUGGAGCGGGGGGACGGAAGGCAAGUGCUGGGAACACCCUGUCUCCUGCUUACAGUCUGGGAUCCCUGCCUGGCUCUUCCCCCGCAGCCAGCCCCAGGACCCACAGGAAGAUGUCUGCAGGGAGACCUCACCCUGGGAUGAGGGAGAGGAAGAACAGCAUCACAGAAAUCAGCGACAAUGAGGACGAGCUGCUAGAGUACCACCGACGACAGAGAGAGGAGAGGCUUCGAGAGCAGGAAAUGGAGAGACUGGAGAGACAGCGACUCGAGACCAUCCUGAACCUCUGUGCCGAAUACAACAAAGGCGAGAGUGACCCUCUGGGCCCCGGGAGGACGAGUUUCCCUGGAGGGCUGGCAGAUGGCUCCGGGCGGAGACCGUCCGUGGAGAAUGUGUUCGUAGGAAACUCGUCCUCAGCUUCGCUACGCCUGGCGCAGAGACUGAGGGAGAGUGACGACGAGAAUCUGAAGGAGGAGUGUAGCAGCACAGAGAGCACUCAUCAGGAGGUGAGGGCAUCUCCUGCUGCCAGCACAGCAUCAUCACUGCACAAUGGAGACAGACAGCAUGAGGACUCGUCCAGUUCGAGCAGCGCAGGCCGUCUGGAGCUGGGUUACCUGGUGGACGAGCGGGUCCGCGUUCUUGCUCGGAUCGAUGAGCUCAAAACCCGACUGACUGAGCUAGAGCAACAACUCCAGGAGUCCAAACAAGAGGCAGAGAUGGAGCGCGCUUUGCUGCAGGGCGAGAGGCAGGCGGAGCUCGACCAGAUAGCGGCCGAAACGGACAUCGUCGCUCAGCUGCAGCGAAAGCUGGAUGAGCUGGAGAGCGCCAUCCAGAGGGAGAAGGACAAGGAGAGAGCUAAUGUUGAGGCCGAGCGCCGGGCCCUGCAGAGCCUCCAGGAGGGCUACGCUGAGCUGAAGAACCAGCUUCAUAACUGUCCCGAGUCCCUGCGGGAACAGUUGCAGGAACAGCUCAAAAGGGACGGAGAGGCGCUGGAAGCAGGAACCAAAAAGUUUGAGGACCUGGAGUUUCAGCAGCUGGAGAGAGAGAGCAGCCUGGAGGAGGAAAGAGAAACCAUCAGCCAGCAGCUGCUCCAGGAGAGAGCGGAGUACCACAGCAGUGUGGCCAAGAGGAAGGAGAAGGUGUCUGCUCUAGAGAACCAGGCCAACCAGCUCAGCCUCCAGUCAUCGCAGGAGUGUGAGCGGCUGGCGAAAGACAGAACCCUCACACUGCAAAUGCUCCAAAAGGAGAAGGAGAGACUGUCCGCCCUGGAGAAGAGAUACCACAGCCUGACAGGAGGAAAGAGCUUCCCCAAGUCGUCCAGUGCGAUGAGAGAGGAAAUGCUCCAUAUCAGCGAGGCCGACCUGUUGUCGGAGGAUGUCUACUCCUCCCAGCAUUCCCUCUGUCAAGCCUCUUCUCCCUACUUACAUCCCUCCCCUCCCUGUCAGUUGUACCCCAGCAGCCCUACGGAGGAGUACAUGCAGCUGUCGGACGUUUAUAAGAUGUACGGCGGGGGCGGCCGCCAUGGCAGCAGCAAGCCCGCCUCACACGGCAGCUCCUUUGCCAUUGAUGCUACGUUAACUGCCGCCUGCGAGGAGUACGUGACAGUGGGCCAGUUAAAUCAGAUGUAUGGGAUGCCAAAGGUGGAGUCGUCCCCUACCUCCCCGCUUCGCCAGCCCCUGCAGCCCGGAGCAGUAGACCCCGCCUUCUCCUGCCUCCCCUCUCCUCAUGGCUCCUCCCUCUCUCUCUCUGUGGAGUACCACUCUGAGGGCAGUAGGCCUCACCUGGCCAAGCUCGAUUUAGAGCAGUGGUACCAGGAGCUGAUGGCUGACUCCGGUCAGAUAUAUCCUCCCCCUCUGCCAGCCAAGUCUCUCUCUGGCCGCAGGCCUGUGCUGCAGGUGUUCCGCUCCAAGCUGGACAGUGAUCCAGGUCUUUCUCUCCAUCAGCCCAAGUCGGGCUCUGCGUCGCCCCUGCAGUACGGUGCGGCGACGCUGGGGCGCAACGCCAGCUCCAAGAGCCCCCUGCUGGUGGCCAACAGCACCGGCAGUCUGCCCAGGAACCUGGCUGCGACGCUGCAGGACAUAGAGACCAAGAGACAGCUCGCCCUGCAGCAGAAAGAGUCCCAGACCUCCAGCGUGCACGCCAUAGAGGGAAGCUCAGCAGGUCAACAGGUGAUCGACGAGCAGCGGCGUCGCCUGGCCGAGCUCAAACAGCGUGCCGCGGCGGAGGCUCAGUGCCAGUGGGAGGCGCUCCACGGCUCUCAGACCCACCUCAUGUCCGCGUCCUCCUCGUCGCCCUCCUACUCCCCCAUCAUGGCCUACAGCCCCAUGCUGGGCCACAGCUCCAUAGGGCCCCCGCCUAUGGUUCACCACUCCAUCCUGCACCACCAGCCGCCGUCAGCUGGAGAGCAGCCCUACGACACCCUGAGCCUGGAGAGCUCCGACAGCAUGGACACCAGUGUGUCCACGGGGAACAACUCAGCCUGCUCGCCAGACAACAUGUCCAGUGUUGGAGGAAUGGACUCACUGAAGAUCGAGGAGAUGGAGAAAAUGCUGAAGGAGGCCCAGAUGGAGAAAGCCAGACUUAUCGAAUCGCGGGAACGAGAGAGCCUGACUCGCCGUCACAUGCUGGAGGAGGAGAGAAGGAGGAGGGAGGAGGCGGAGAAAAGGCUGCAGGACGAAACGUUCCACCGCCAGCAGCUGGUGGAGAAAGAGGUCAAGAUGAGGUCCAAGAACUUCUCUCAGGCGCGUCCUAUGACCCGCUACCUGCCCAUUAGGAAGGAGGAGUUCGACCUGCGCUCUCACGUGGAGUCGUCGGGCCACAGCGUGGACACCUGCUACCACGUCAUCCUCACCGAGAAGAUGUGCAAGGGCUACCUGGUGAAGAUGGGGGGCAAGAUCAAGUCCUGGAAGAAACGCUGGUUCGUCUUCGACCGCCUCAAGAGGACCCUCUCCUACUACGUUGAUAAACACGAGACCAAACUGAAGGGUGUGAUCUACUUCCAGGCAAUAGAAGAGGUCUACUACGACCACCUCCGCAGUGCCACAAAGAGCCCCAACCCCUCGCUGACCUUCUGCGUGAAGACCCACGACCGGCUCUACUACAUGGUGGCCCCCUCAGCAGAGGCCAUGAGGAUCUGGAUGGACGUCAUCGUCACAGGAGCCGAGGGAUACACGCAGUUCAUGAACUAAGAGACACGCAGGUGAUGAGCAAAUCGUUUUUUCGGCAGGGACAGACUCUACAGACCCUCCCCGUUUUUCCAGUCCACGGCAGACACGGCGCCUUGUUUGUUACUUUAAUCUCACCGAUUGAUUUCACCACGUACAUGUUCACCUCCACAUUUCCUACGUCAUUCUGUUUGGAUUUAAAAAGGGAGCCCUUGAAGGACACACUUACACUAUUGUAUAUAAACCAAAAUGUAUACCUGUCAGAGACAUUUCAAAAGCCUUUCUAUAUUGCCAAAUGGAGAUAUUGUAGUUAAUGUUUGUUAAACCCUUUUGUAUUAUUUGUUUCCUUUUCCUUUAUUUUAAAUUUUUUACUUAUGGCGAAAAAUUGCCAAAUGACAUGAUGCCAAUGUUUUGUUUGCGUGCUCCAUCAGGACUAUGCUGAGUUCAGACAGGUAGAGUUUGGAAAGAAUCUUCAAAGGGUGUAAUCAUUUUCAGAAAUAUGUUUGAAAGAAUCUUAUUGUACAAAUCUAUAAAUUAUGAUAGAGAUGAGUCAGUCAGCGGGGACUGGAGGUGAUCUGCGAGUCCAGCACACUUAGUCUGUGACACGGUAAAGCCCUGCGUCCUCCAUGUCCACAGCAGUCACUUGUAGAUGCAACAUUAACACUAAAUCUAGUGCGGCACGCCCUCGUCAUAUUACUUCACUCACAGUAGGUUUAUCAAAGUAAUUACAGGUACUCUGUUCGACGUGGACCCACCACAACUCAGGAGUUCAUGCUAUGGUUUGUCCAAUGUGGAGUUUGAAGAAGCCUGUGCUGAUAUUAUUAUUGUCUGCUCUCUAGAGGCUCAACUGACACACAGUAGAUAUCCUCUAUAAUAAGUAGGUAGAAAUGUUCCUCUGUGGACAGAGCCGGGCUUUGCUUUUCCCAGGUUUCAGUUAUAUGCUGAGCCAAAAUAAUCACCUGCUAAUUGUAGCGUGAUAUUUACUCAACAGACACGAGCGAUAUCGAUGUCUCACUAUAAAGAAGGUCAAAUGACGUGAAACUAUUGCGAGACGGACUGGUUAUUCACUGGACUUUUUCCAUCUACCUUGGAUAAUGUCCAACACUCAAACAUUGACUCCCCCCCCCCCCAAAACAAAGAACGCCCAUAUAUUGGUCGAACCAUAGCUGUCACAUUCUCAGUGUCCUCGUGAAUAUGUCGAACAGGAAUAUCGCAAUGUGUGUGAAUAUGAUGCCAGCAUAUUGCCACCUGCUUGCUAGACAAAAAAAAAAAAAAAAAAGAGCCAGACUGUUUGCCCAAGUAGCCUUUCGCUUACUGGAUGAUGCGACCACACAGCUGGGAAGCUGCCAUCGCCACUGCCAGCCUGAAGCAUCUCCUCCUAGAGGGCGCUGCAGAGACCACACUAACACAGGAUCAACCGUACGGACUAAUGCAAUUCAGAACUGUGCCUUGACUGUGUGUUGUUACCGACGCCGUGUAUCAGAGUCAAUCGUGCUGCGAUGCAGCGUGUGGACAGAUUUGCAUGAGGUCAACUACUUUCUAAUGGGGACGUCUGCCUGUAGCAUUAUUACAGGCAGAGAUACCAGAGGGCCCUUGAUCACAUUGGAGAUCAACGUUCAUAUACCAAGAAAAUAUGAGAAAAUAACCCGGAUGAUCAAUAUCACCAUAGGUUUAGGUAAAAGCUUGCACCACAAACUGGGGGCAUGUGGUUUAAAAGGUGUGGGAGUUUACCAGUCAAGGAGGAUCUGAUGGGAAAGCACCACUGGUGCAGUAGUUCGUGUUCUUGACCCAUACCAAAGACUAAAAGUCCGAUAGCUCCUGUUUCUGCUACAGAACCAGCUGGAAAGUGGAUUGUGCAAAAGAGGCUUAAAGUCUUGUUCCUAAUAUAGUUAUAUCCUAAUUUGUACAUUCAACAGAGCAAGGUUAUUAGAACUGACUUGUUUGCGAAAUUAUUAAUUCAGACUAUACUGUAAAGUAUAUUUGAAGUAGACAAAAUGGGAUUUUUGACUUAAAAACUAAAAAGAAUCAACUUUUAAUUUGCUCCCACAUCAGCGAUUUAGUCAACCAAAACUCAAAAAAAAUCCCUGCUGCGCGCACGACGACACGUAGAGAAACGUUGCAUCAUCACGUUGUCAAUCUAUCGUCGGGCCGGUUUGUAGUAAAGACAGGUCUUAGUAGGAGCAGAGAGCGGACCUGACGCUGUGAUUUGUGGAGCAUGUGGAACCGUCGUUUAGUUUCAUGUGCUGGUACAGUGAUGAUAAUUUAUGAUUGUGGUGCCUGAGGUAGUGAUGAUUUACUUCUAGAACAUGAAGCAGAAGACGAGUGAAAAGACCUUAAUAUAUUCUAUCCCCCUUGCCUUUUCAACAUUUACGAACCAAACUGUUCAACACUGGCAAGGCUGUUAAAUCAUGUCUGUUGAUAGUAGAUGGUAUAUACAAGACUGUUGUUAUAUAUGUUGAAAAGAAAGGAAACUAAAUAUACUGUAGAGGAUGCCUGAAUGAAAAAAAAAAAAAAUCUUACUAUUGAAAUGAAAGAGUAUUGUAUGGAAAUAAGUACAAUUUUUACUUAUUUUUGUCAUUUUAGAUAUUUUAUUGUCAGUUACAUUUUCAAUUGUAUGGUAGUGAUGUAUCAAUCUACCUUUUUUAUUACUGGUACAGCAGAAAACAGAAUAACUCACCUAGCACUCACGUGACUGUACUGUUUUUUUUUCUAGAAAGUAGUUCCUGUUUCAUACACACACACACACACACACACUACUCGGACCAUACUGUGUUAUUGGUACCCUGUACGUCUCAUGCGUCACUUUCAGGUAUGAAUAAUAUGGAUUUUGUCAAAUCUAUUAAAAACUAAGCUGUUACAGAG